Tympanuchus pallidicinctus (lesser prairie-chicken) is the source of this 3550-nucleotide messenger RNA. It is a transcript of the gene KLHL26, whose product is annotated as kelch like family member 26. Bases 166 to 1977 code for a protein of 603 amino acids. The record is from RefSeq and is a predicted model, not a curated record. The transcript is spliced from 3 exons. NCBI's taxonomy places the organism in Eukaryota, Metazoa, Chordata, Aves, Galliformes, Phasianidae. Gene Ontology annotation, molecular function: protein binding.
CAGCCGUUCCGGGCGCCGCCACCCGCGGUCCCCGCGUUUCCCGAGGCCGCUCCGCGGUGACCCCCGGCGGUGGCGGAGCGGCUCCCCGAUCCCCGCUCGCCGCUGCGCCUUUAACGCGGCGCCCGCCGCCUCCCAGCCCGGCCCGGCCGCGGCGGCGCAGCGAAGAUGGCGGAGUCCGGAGGUGCGGAGUUCGGAGCGGAGCGGCCCAGCAGCAUGGCUGACAAGAACAGCACCCUGAAAUGCACGUUCUCUGCUCCUGGCCACAGCACCACUCUACUGCAGGGACUGGCCUCGCUCCGAGCUCAGGCUCAGCUGCUUGAUGUCAUCCUCACUAUAAAUAAUGAAGUGUUUCAGGUUCAUAAAGUUGUCUUGGCUGCCUGCAGUGACUAUUUCAGGGCGAUGUUCACAGGCGGGAUGAGAGAAGCCAGCCAAGACGUGAUCGAACUGAAAGGUGUAUCUGCAAAGGGACUGAAACACAUCAUAGACUUCGCGUACAGUGCUGAAGUGACUCUGGAUCUUGACUGCAUUCAGGACGUUCUGGGAGCUGCUGUCUUCCUCCAGAUGGUGCCUGUCGUGGAGCUCUGCGAGGAAUUCCUGAAAUCUGCCAUGAGCGUAGAAACGUGUCUCAAUAUCGGGCAGAUGGCCACCACCUUUAGCCUCGCCUCCUUAAAGGAAUCCGUCGAUGCAUUCACCUUCAGGCAUUUCCUCCAGAUCUCCGAGGAGGAGGAUUUCCUCCACCUGCCUCUGGAGCGCCUCGUUUUCUUCCUGCAGAGCAAUAAGCUGCAAAGCUGCAGCGAGAUCGACCUGUUCCGCGCCGCCGUCCGCUGGCUGCAGUACGACCCCACGCGCCGUGCCAGCGCCAGCCAGGUGCUCUGCCACAUCCGCUUCCCGCUCAUGAAGUCCUCCGAGCUGGUGGACAACGUGCAGACCUUUGACAUCAUGGUGGAGGACGUCCUGUGCCGGCAGUACUUGCUGGAGGCCUUCAAUUACCAGAUCCUGCCUUUCCGGCAGCACGAGAUGCAGUCCCCCCGCACCACCAUCCGCUCCGACGUCCUGUCCCUCGUCACCUUCGGCGGCACUCCUUACACCGACAACGACCGCACCGUCAGCUGCAAGGUGUUCUGCCUGCCUGACGCCGGCGGGCGCCAGUUCAAGGAGCUGACGGAGAUGGAGGUGGGCAGCAGCCAUUCCUGCGUGGCCGUGCUGGACAACUUUGUCUACAUCGUAGGGGGGCAACACCUGCAGUACCGGAGCGGCGAAGGAGCGGUUGAUAUCUGCUACCGUUACGAUCCUCACCUCAACCAGUGGCUGCGAAUCCAGGCCAUGCAGGAGAGCAGGAUCCAGUUCCAGCUGAACGUCCUGCACGGCAUGGUGUACGCCACGGGCGGGAGGAACCGCUCGGGGAGCUUGGCUUCUGUGGAGAAGUACUGCCCCAAAGACAACGAGUGGACUUACGUGUGCUCCCUGAAGCGCAGGACGUGGGGGCACGCCGGGGCCACGGUGGGGGACAAGCUGUACAUAUCGGGUGGGUACGGGAUUUCGGUGGAAGAUAAAAAGGCCCUGCACUGCUACGACCCGGCCGCGGAUCAGUGGGAGUUUAAAACCCCGAUGAACGAACCCAGAGUCCUGCAUGCCAUGGUCAGUGCAAAUAAUAGGAUUUACGCUCUGGGAGGCCGCAUGGACCACGUUGACCGUUGUUUCGAUGUUUUGGCCGUGGAAUAUUAUGUGCCUGAAACAGACCAAUGGACAACAGUGAGCCCCAUGCGCGCAGGUCAGUCGGAAGCCGGCUGUUGUUUGCUAGAAAAAAAGAUUUACAUCGUAGGGGGGUACAACUGGCAUCUGAACAACGUCACGAGCAUUGUGCAGGUGUACAACACAGAAACUGAUGAAUGGGAAAGGGACCUGCAUUUUCCAGAGUCUUUUGCUGGGAUAGCAUGUGCUCCUGUGAUACUGCCACAGAUCACGACGCAGAGAUAACUGAGCUGCUGUGCUGGCCGUGGGGUCGCCUCGUGUUGCAUGUCGUUGGGAUGGCGUGUCGUUUUCCUUGUUUGCAAAUGGCAUCGUGCGUUUUCUGGGCGAGGGAAGGAGAAAAAUAGCUUGCGUUCCCUCCUCUGUGAAGUCCCUCCUCUUCUCUUACAUAGUGUUCUGGCAAGCGUGCUUUGUCAGAAGCACUUGUCAGCUAGUUAGACUUAGCAGAUGUUACAGCUGGAAAAAGCUUUUCUCUUUUUUUCUUUAUCUGAAAAGUGUGUGUGUGGGGAGGGGGGUGGGAAUGCAUUCUGCCAACUUUCCAUAUUUUUAACAAUAUUACACAUUGCAAACAUUGACAGCUCAGGAGUCACUAAGUACUGUGGUAUGUUUCAAAGAGUUCAGGUGUGAUUUUUACUAAUAGCUCCAAAAAUCAUUGUGUGUCGAUUUGUUGUUUUUUAGCAAAGAAAAAAAAACCAAAACCUGUAUAACACACUGACCUCCAGAAGCAAUAAAGAGACAGCGGGAGCUGGAAGAGCUCAGGUGCUUGGGCUGGGAAAGCAGAUCCUUGCUUUUCAGAGGUGAUUUGCUUUGUUUUUCCCCUCGUACAAGGGGAAUGCUUACCCCUGCACACCUCUAGCCUCUGUUGGUUCUUCCCUGUUUGGAUUACACCACAAUUCCAGAUCCCCUGCUCACCCCCUCCGGACAUCAGCAUGAUAUUCUUGUCCAGAAAUUCUCCCUUAACUGGGGCAUCCUUGGUUCACAGCACUAAAGCCAUGUUGAUAACUUGAUCACACAGAAACGAGCACGAUUUUUUAUAGCUGCCAAAAAUUUGUUUGGCUUCACUGGCAAUAAGAGCUCGGCAGCUGCUGUCUGGGCUGACCCAACACAGGCUGAAGCAGGGAGCACCCAGGGGCUGCGCAGGACCUGCCUGCACGCAUCACCCAGCCCGUUCUGCACAGGGAGGUGGGUGCUGCUCAUUCACCUGCUGGAGGGUUUUCUCUCUUGACUUGUAAAGAGGAGCCUGGGUUUCGUGACGAGAUGGAAGUCCAGGCGAAUGGCCUCUGUUGCUGGUGGGUGUUUUAAAUUAAGAGAUUGGUUUCAAGACGGCUCUGUCAUUUUUGUGAAAUUCUGCUGCACAGAAUACUGUUAUUUCUUGAACUGUCCUUUCCUCCAAGCCAUUUUUUUUCUAAUUAAUUUUGACUGAGAAAUGAAGUUGAAGUUUCUUCCUUUACCAGGCAUUCUGUUUCAAGGGCUUUGUUUUGUACCUGUGGAAGUUGGGUUUUGAUGGAGGUAGCCUUCUUUUCAGAGAAACUGUUGCGUUCUGCUGGUUAAAUAAAUGCCGUGCUGUAACCCUUAGAGACAACGUCUGAUGUCUGUGUGGCGGAUGAAUCACUCAUCAGGGCUGUGCAAAGCAUGAACUCCGUACCUCAGAUUCACUUAAGGAUAUUUCUGACCAUGGAAGCACUUUUGAGUGCUCAGACCUCAGCUCAUUUCUGCAUUUGAAAUUUCAGUUAAAAUGAUGCACAGUUUGGUUUGUUUCUAUCUAUCUGCUGGUUUGCCAAUAAUAAAUGGAUGGAAAGUG